AUGAAUAAAGGAACUCCGAAUAAGAGUAUUGUAGCCAACUUGGAUGGAUUUUGCAAAAGCACAUUUACCCUUACUUUUGUAAUCGAAAUUAUUGGACUUGAAGUAUGGCACGAUUGUAAUGAAGGUUGGUUGGAUUUGGGAACGUGCUAUCAGGCUGUGAAAGUUCAGUACCAGCUGUAUCCUGGUCAAUCGUUCGACGUCGAUGUAUUGGUGUGGCCUCACGUAGUAAAGGUAUGGUGUGGAAUGCAAUACGGAUGGGCGCGAACUUGGCAGUUUUUGGAAAGACGAUGGUUCGCUUUUUCGAUACGACAUGCCUUUCCAGUCCGAGUGGCGGAUUUGCGUAGUCACACAGCUACGGUCACAUCUGUCAUGGGAUUUGGUUCACUCGGUGCUAAUGCAAAAAAUGACAAGAAUUUAGAGGUAUAUUUACCAGAGUUGAAAUUUGGAGAGAAAAGAUAUUUCGCUGGAGUAAUUGAAUCAGAACAAAGCGUAGUGGUUUUCUUACAAGAUCUCAUUUGGCAGAGUGUGGAAGCAUUUAUACCAUCUUCAUAUUUGGACGGCCUUUUUGAUACGCCUCGAGCUGUUUCAGAUGUAAGACACCAAGAUGCUGUCAUCGACAAGGUACAUGAGACAAUUUUAUGUAGAUCACUAUUUGAGGAAGAAUUUUUACAACCUGAAGAAGUAGACCAGGCGAGAGAAAGACGUGAAUCGAAAUUUCUUAGAGAGAAGAAAAAAACUGCAGAAGUGCAGAAAUUUAAAUAUGAAAUCAAACUCUCCGGCGAUACCCUUUUGUCAGCGGUAGGAAAAGUAAUACAAUUCGAAACGGUGGGAGAUCGUCCAGUUGACCAAGGAGAGAUGAUAGUUUUGAUCAGCACCAACAAUCUGCCGGCGCAAGACGACCAGCCGAUGAUUUUCGUGAAUAUUGAGAAAAUCACUAAUGUGCCUACGACGGAGUUUAAAAAAUCAAGGGUAACACACCUAUACACACGAUGGAAUAUUGGAAAUGAUAUACGUGAAUCGGAAAAACUACAGAUAAACAUGAAGCGGACUAUGAACUUUAGCGAUCAUCACGCAGUUUUAUUGCAUAACUCUACAGCUGCCCGUGUGACGGCAGACUUUUUAGAUAAUUCGUUUAUUAUAGAGAUACGUGGAACUCGUUUACCUUCAAACCGAGACAAGUCAUUGUUUUACGGAAAGAAUAGAGAAAAUAACAAAAAUGAAAUACUCGACAUUCCCAUAGCUAUAGCAAAGUUGGACACUUCGACGCUGUCGAAAGGGAUCAGUGCUAUAAUUCGAGAAGAAUGUUCACUUCUUCCCCCACAAUUGGGUCUUAAGACUUUAGACCGCGAAGACCUUUGCACAAACGACACCAACGGAGUCGGGAAUUGUUCAAGCCCAGAGAUUAUUAUUAUUCAACCCUCAGUCAUUUUAGACGCCCAGAUGACAUUAGAAGUUUCGAUAGGAUUUGUCGGCUGCAAGCCGAGAGGCUUCGGCUUGAGUUUUUCUAGGUUAUUCUGUAUCGUCAACGAAUCGAACACAGUCCUCACUAUUGUGAGAAAAAUAACUGAAAUCAACGAGCAAGUAUUGGCGGACUCGGCGAGGGAUAAUUUAUUAACGGGCUUUGUGGUGGACGCCGGCGAUAGGGCCGUUUUGUGUGUCGAAGGUCCACGCCACGGCUCCAUCCUACGAGUCUGGCACUUGACUCAGAACUUUUAUUCCAGAAUUAAGAUGCUGUUUUCUACUUCUUCGAAUUAUGGGUCAAGGCUGUAUCCCGAUCUGGUGGCAGCGCCUGUUCCGUUCAUUGUGUUAAAGAUGUAUGCGCCUUUGUCUGUAUUAUUGGCGUGUCCCCAAACGUACGUCGGCCCCACUUUACCUUUGCCCACGAGAUCGGCUCUGCUUAAAUUUGGAGGAUUUUUAGCCAACAAAUUGAGGACUGCGCCGUGUCGAAGCGAUUUGCCGACGAGUGAAGAGUUAAAAAGUUUCCGACUGGAGCUGUGUUCGCCUCCCCGACCCGGCUCAUGUCUAUUCGAUUUUAACUUAGUUCCAAAUACCUACAUCACAGACACAACACGGCUUGCUACAAAUCAUCGAAACAAAAACUAA
Messenger RNA from Pieris macdunnoughi, 2103 nucleotides. NCBI's taxonomy places the organism in Eukaryota, Metazoa, Arthropoda, Insecta, Lepidoptera, Pieridae. The record is from the annotation of a GenBank genome assembly.